Messenger RNA from Microdochium trichocladiopsis, 677 nucleotides. RefSeq lists its product as uncharacterized. Gene Ontology annotation, molecular function: protein binding. The transcript has 2 exons. NCBI's taxonomy places the organism in Eukaryota, Fungi, Ascomycota, Sordariomycetes, Xylariales, Microdochiaceae. The coding region runs from base 60 to 677 and encodes 205 amino acids. The record is from RefSeq and is a predicted model, not a curated record.
CAGGAUUCACAACCUGAGCACUGUUCCAUCGUAAGCACGGGGCUACCAACGAAGCCAACAUGAUGGUUUCACCACAACGUGAGCUUUACGCCGCCAUUGCUGGGCUUCACCUCAACAAGUUAUACUCGGACUUGACCAUCGCAUCUACGACCAAGGAAUAUGCAGUCCAUCGCGCCAUCAUAUGCACGCGCUCCGAAUUCUUCGCGGGCUGGUGUCGAAGUCGCUUUAAGGAAGUCGACGCAGGAAUACUGUCUCUACCAGAUGAUGAUCCCUCCGUUGUGGACGCGAUGAUUCGAUAUUUCUACCAUUUGGACUAUGAUGUGCCAGUCAAACGACCACAGGGCCAGGGUGACACAAGGCUACUCUUCAAUGCCAAAAUGUACACUCUGGCAGACAAGUAUUUGAUACACGGGCUUAAAGACCUGGCAGUGUCCAAGUUCAAGUCUGCGUCUUCCAAGCACGAAACCGUGGACAUACAAGACUUCCUGGACGCAACACAGGUGGCGUACAGCUAUACUAAUGAAAAUGAUCGAGUCUUGCGAGAGGCGGUACUCGAGACCUUCGUCAACCACAAGGUCCUGCUGGAUAAAGAAGAGACUCAAGACAUGCUGAAGGAAACAGAUAUGCUGGCGUAUGACGUGUUGUUAUAUUUCCGGCAGCGGCGGUCCAUUGGCUAG